Chenopodium quinoa (quinoa) is the source of this 2057-nucleotide messenger RNA. Its product is annotated as protein O-glucosyltransferase 1-like. The transcript is spliced from 5 exons. The record is from RefSeq and is a predicted model, not a curated record. Lineage: Eukaryota; Viridiplantae; Streptophyta; Magnoliopsida; Caryophyllales; Amaranthaceae. Bases 165 to 1493 code for a protein of 442 amino acids.
GGUUGCACAAUAAGCUUUGCUUGAUUACCCCUUCUAACAAUGUAACUUGUACAUAACUUUAAUAAUUGACAUACAUUUCUAUUAAUUGACCAAGUACGUACUAACCAAUUUUAUUUUUUAAUCUUUUGGUGCAUAUUCCUCAGUCAAGGUUAUUAACCUACUCAAUGCUACUUAACAACAACUACAAUUACAAGUACCCAAAGAAAGAUGAAUAUCAACUCAACUGCACCUCAAGUAACAUGAACAUAACAUGUCCAUCAAACUACCCUCUUACAACAUACGAUCUCAAUUUCGAAUCCAACGAAACAUGCCCCGAGUACUUUAGAUGGAUACACGAAGACUUGAAAAUAUGGAAGGAGAAUGGUAUUACAAGAGAAAUGGUGGAGAGUUUGCAAGAAAAUGGUACACAUUUUAGAUUGGUUAUUGUGAAUGGAAUAGCUUAUGUUAAACAAUAUGAUAAGGCUUACCAAACAAGGGAUACUUAUACAUUAUGGGGCAUAUUGCAACUCCUUAAGUUGUACCCUGGUAGACUACCUAACCUUGAUUUGGUGUUCCAAUGUCAUGAUCUAACAUCCAUCAAAAAAGACGAUUAUAAAGGAACAAAGGCCGCCUUUGCACCUCCACAAUUUCAUUAUUGUGGGGAUGAUUCUACGUAUGAUAUUGUCUUCCCUGAUUGGUCUUUUUGGGGCUGGCCGGAAAUUAAUAUAAAGCCAUGGGUGCCCUUGUUGAAGGAUAUCAAAGAAGGCAACCUUGUGAAAAAUUGGACUUCUAGGGAGGCCUAUGCUUAUUGGAAAGGAAAUGUGUAUAUCGGUCCAAGACGCGAGCUUAAGAAAUGUAAUUCCACAAAUGAUUGGAAUGUUGUAAUUGUCAAACAGGAUUGGCGCAAAGAAGAAGAGGAUGGGUUUAGGAAUUCUAAUUUGUCAAAGCAAUGUAAUCAUAGAUACAAGAUAUAUAUGGAAGGAUAUUCAUGGUCAGUGAGUGAAAAAUACAUUCUAGCUUGUGAUUCCAUGACCAUUUUGAUAAACCCCAAAUAUUAUGAAUUUUUUACAAGAAGCUUAAUUCCUAUGGUGCAUUAUUGGCCUGCAAACCCUGAUAACUUGUGUCAUUCUAUCAAAUUUGCGGUUGAUUGGGGCAAUAAAAACACUUACAAGGCUCAAGAGAUUGGCAAAGCAGGAAGCAAAUUCAUAUUCAAUCAAAUAAAAAUGGAAAAUGUGUAUGAUUACAUGUUUCAUUUGUUGAAUGAAUAUGCAAAACUACUAAAGUACAGGCCCACUAUACCUGAAGGGGCCAUUGAGUUAUGCUCCGAGAAAUUCGCAUGCAGCCUAAUGGGCUUGGAGACUACUUUUAAAAAGGAGGCUAUGGUUAAUGGGCCUUCGAAACAUGGCCCAUGUAAACUUCCCCCACCUUAUGAUCCAAACACACUACAAGCUAUUGUUGAUCGAAAUGCCAAGAUCAAACAAGUUGUUGAGAUGUGGGAAAAGGGAAGUGCCUAGUAUAUCAUAAUUUCAUACUUGAGACAAUGUGUGUUUUCAAUUUUAGACUAAAAUGUGAAAAUGUGGUUAUCAUGUCAUAUAAAGUGUUAAUGCAUUUCUGAUGUUGAUUCAGAAUACCAAUCUAUUUCUAUUGAAUAUUACUAAAACAAAAUAUGUUGACAUCAUCAAAGGACACUUGUCGACUUUUUAUGAAAUUUUUUCUCGCCAAAGCUAUUUUUGACAUCAUCAUCUAUUUUCCUAUUUUUUUUUUCUUCCUAAAACAAAACAUGUUGACAUCAUCAAAGGACACUUGUCGACUUUUUAUGAAAUUUUUUCUCGCCAAACCUAUUUUUGACGUCAUCAUCUAUUUUCCUAUUUUUUUUUUCUUCCUAAACAACUACAAUAUUUCUGUCAAAACUAAUUAAUGAGUUAUUACACAUUUUUGAAUACAAAUAUUGACAACUAUUUCAAACAAGUAAUAUCUAUUUAAGCCGUGCAACACACGGAAUAAAACUAGUGCACUAAUAAUUGUCAAUAUUUGAAAUAUCGUGUUACAACAAAUCUCUUCUUACAAUAUACACAUAA